ACGCGACUUGUCACUCCAAGUCGCGACGCCUGGCCAGGCUCGAACUUGAAGCAACCGUGCAAGCUGUGGCCAUUUGUUCUUUCCUCGCUACCCUGCUCUGCACCAUAUCCUAUCUCGGCAUUGCUCAGUCUGUCGUAGACUACUUGGCUUCAUUCACUGCGCAUCCAGUGCCUCUGCGCCGACUGGGUACACUUGACGGGCGGAAGUUCUCAGGUACAAAGGGUAUCUAGAUCUGCAUGGAGAAUAUCCAACACGAAAUGCAGAGAAGAGGUACCAACCUGCACUCGGACACAUCCGACGACGUACGGCGGAAGGCGAGAUCUAUGCGCCCUAACGGCCAAGGUUUUUUGGGCAUUGAAAGCGACUUCGGAAGACCUUCAAAAUCGAAGCAGGGUCCGCCCGGACCCGGCGGGUCUCGCAGCAACGGGAUACCCACUACCAAGGCCUCCUCGCAUGAUAUCGUAGACUCGGAUUCCUCUAAUAGCGACGAAUUGAACUGCCUGACCCGGGGCUCACAGAAGCGUUGCACUCGCGGCGGAGCGCCGGAACGCAGUGCUCGCAUGGGCAAGCAUGAAACACAUGCAGAAGACGGUGCCAUCGUGCAAGGUCAGCAUCACACAUAUCACCCGAACUACCGUCCCAAGCAGAAACUACCCAACUUCAAGAAGAAGAACAGGGAACCUGCGAAUAAUGAAUCGCUUCCGGCCUCUCAGUCUAGUCUUGGCUCCACAUCGUCCACGAAAGCUACAGUCGGCCGCGGCGAAAAACCAGUUUCUCCACCAGAGUCGUACCGUGUUCCUUCUCCGCAACCGCGAGCGGCCCCUUCACGUAUAUCAGAAGCAGUAUAUGCUGCGACCAGCGGAGCGAAAGAAAUAUCGAAAUCCGCUGUGGUGAGCAUGUCGGGUGCCCCUACCGGAACGAGGGGUAGACAUCCGCCGUUGCAUGAAGUGAACGCAAACCGCGGCCACCGUCCAGAUCCUGUGGAUGUCGAAGUUGUGGAUACCAUUGGCCAAAGAACCCCCCGCCCUUCCGGGUCCCAGCGGCCUAGACCGAGGCCUGCAUACAAGGGAGCGGGUGCUUCUACGAGACCGCGAAGAUCCCAGGACGUCAUCGACAUCGACUCGGACCACGAAGAGACCCGCAGUCGAGAACCUCUGCGUCCAGCCAGGCGCCGCAAACCUUCGCCAGCGUCGGGAUGCGAAGACGAGAAUACGUCGGGAAGGAAGACCGGCGAGAGGACCAGAGCGAAAGGCAAAGGGAGGGAGAGAGAGUCGAUGAACCCUAUCGAACAGCUCUCGCCUUUACGUCCACAGAGGCAGGACGACUCAGACGAGGAUGGCCUACGACCUGUCUACAAGGGCAAGACCAGGGAGAAGAAGAGCGGCGCGAAAUCACUGCAACCCGCGGGCUUCCCUGAGGUGCCCCCACUUUCGUCUCAGACAUCUCAGCAGGGUUCGAAGGCAGGAGAGUCGGAAGACUUUCCCAUGCCCUCACCCUUGUCCUCCCAGAAGUCUCAGAUAUCCAGAACGGGAAGCCGCAUUGAUGACUUCCCGAUGCCUUCACCGCUCUCGUCCCCUCCGGACAAAGGUGGCUCCCGACCUCGGGGCAAGGGCAAGAAAGUCAAGUCAUCUUCGCAAGGGACUCGUGUACAUAGGGGCGCGGUGAUGUCGUGUUCCGAAAGUAGCGCUGGUGAAGACAUCGAGGAGGACCGGCCACUGCGGCCGUUUCCGAUGCAGACGCAACUUCUCGAGACUAUUGGUCGCUCACCCCCGAAGCGUCCGGACGAUUGGAACAGCGACAUCGAAAUGGACGAUGCUAGGCGGGCACGCAAGAAGCGGAAGGCUGAUCCUAACGAGAUACUGGCUGAGAUCUUACGUGGCGACGAGGGAUCUGACUUCGACGAAGACGACAUGGCACUGCUCGGAGGAGACGUCGACCCCAAUACGCUCUGCCCCUGGUGUGACGAACGUCUACCCCCUGCGCCUUCACCCCAUCUCGAGUCCCUGAUCGCUGCAGCCCGCCGUUCCUCCACGCGCGACCCCCGCCCUGUGAACGCGCUCGGCUUGCGUGCGCCCGUAGGCACGUUCGUGAGCGUUUGCCAGCGCCACCGGUUCGAGAGUCAUCAGAUACCCAAGGCGCAGGCUCGCGGCUGGCCCACGAAGAUUGACUGGGACAGUGUCGCGCCGCGUGUAAAGGCGCUCAGGGCGAAGCUGCAGGAGAUCAUCGACGACGUCGAUGAGGACUUCCUGCCCGGAGCACACAGGGCGGAUGACGCUGGCGACGACGAUGUCGCUAGGUGGUCGGACAGGCCAAGGAAGGGCAGUACCUUCUGGCGGGAUGUCGUGAAGAGCGUACGGAAGAGCGGGUCGAGGAAGACAGCCGGCGUCGCCGGUCAGCUCGCGAACUUUAGCAAGACGCAACCUGGCUACUACGGCGAACUGGGAUACGUAAUCAUCCACCAGACGAUGUACGACAUGUUCCCGCCCGCGUCCUUUCCUCCAGAGUCCACCCUCCCCUUGAAUUCGACCGACUUCAUCCAGCUCAUCCUCAUUCCCGAGGCCGUCGUCUCCCUAAUUAUGGAGGACAUGUACCAGACGCGGGAAGAGGCAAUCGAGACGCUGCGCGACAGCGCCGAGUACGGCGUCGCGAUGUUCCCGGACGACCAAGCCGAGGGCGCGGACGCGGUCGAUCAGGGCGAGCGGAUCAUCAUGAGACGUGCAGAAGCUCGGCGGCGCGAGCUCGCCGUAGAGGAUCGUCUGGAGAAAGAGAUGCUACAGACAUCAUCGCAGGGUGUCGAACCAUUGAACGGUCGCCCGAAGCCUAGACGUAGGGCGAAACAACCCGAGGCGGCGGCUACUGAACCUGACAGUGAGAAGAGCGACGUUGAAGUUGGACCUGUCAGACCCUCGAAGAAGGGCAAGGAAAGGGGUAUGCAAAGUCGGGAUCACACUGACUGCGAGGCCAGCGCAGUGGACGAUGGACAUGACGCCGGAAGACGGAUGACGCGCUCUCAGUCUCGAGCGCGCAGCAUCCAGGCAAACUCUGACAUCGAGAUGGACGUGUCGGAUAAUGCGCCCUCUACGAGCAAGCCACUUUCCAGGCCCAAGCCGAAGCCGAGAAGAAAGCGACCCGAGGACUCGCAUGCCAGAUUGACGACAGACGAUUUAGAUCUUGGAGAGCUCGAGAUGGACGGAGUACUCCCGCCCUCGGUCCCACAGCCGAUCCCAGAGGUGCACUGGGACGCGAAGGGUCACGCGCAUCUAAGCAGGGCCGGGUCGAUGGUCGACGAGGAUCCUACACCGAGGGCUAGCAAGAUAUCGCGUCCGACUGACCGGGCGUCGAAAGAGACCAGUAUCCCACCGCUGCAGAGAGCACGGGACAGGCGAGCGAAGACCCCGGGAGAGAAGUCGCGCACCACGCUAGACGACAGUCGUUCCGGCCAGACGACGGGUGCCUCGUCACCUGUGGCCAGCGGGUAUCGAAGGUCCACGUCCUCCGCUCGAUACCGUGACGAACCAAGGUCGGCCCAAGCAGAAGGCGAUUAUGAUUGGCUCCUAUCCGAGUCGCCAUAGUGUAGUUCGUACUUGGGCAGAUGACACGGGGUUGGUAUACCGAGAGCCAGGAAGUACCUUACUACUUUCACUGCAUAUGUGCUACUGUACCGCUACUAUAUUGAUACUAGAAUACACACUGUGCUUAGUGCAUAUAUACCUCCGUUCCGUCUAAGUAGUCUAUUCAUGAAACUUUGCCGUGGCUUGUGUAAUGCGUGUACUGCGAGUGUCUUCCGAUAAGUGCUUCUUAUAUAAGACGCAAUCAAACCUCGCAAUUCC
Messenger RNA from Rhodofomes roseus, 3830 nucleotides. RefSeq names its product RTC4-like domain-containing protein. NCBI's taxonomy places the organism in Eukaryota, Fungi, Basidiomycota, Agaricomycetes, Polyporales, Fomitopsidaceae. The coding region runs from base 237 to 3572 and encodes 1111 amino acids. The transcript is spliced from 6 exons. The record is from RefSeq and is a predicted model, not a curated record.